CUGAAGUGCAGCGUUUCAGAAACCCGGGAAACAGCUCCGUCUGCAGCCAGGCGACUGUACAUCUUUGAAACUGUCUGGUGUCUGGGUGGAGGAUACAUAAGCAUACCUUCUGUAGUCCUCUGAGUCCCCUCUGGGGUGUGUUGCAGAGAUGAGUUCGGAUGCUGAGAUGAGUGUGUUUGGGGAGGCUGCCACAUACCUGAGGAGACCUGAACGAGAGAGAAUCGAAUCCCAGAACAGGCCCUUUGAUGCUAAGAGUGCAGUGUUUGUGGUGGAUCCAAAAGAGCUGUUUGUCAAAGGCACUCUGCAGAGCAGAGACGGCGGCACAGCCACUGUUAAGACUGAUGCAGGACAGGUUGUAACGGUGAAGGAUGCCGAAGUCUUCCCCAUGAACCCGCCGAAGUUCGACAAGAUCGAGGACAUGGCCAUGAUGACCCACCUCAAUGAGGCCGCUGUGCUGUACAACCUCAAAGAGCGUUAUGCAGCGUGGAUGAUCUAUACCUACUCUGGGCUCUUCUGUGUGACCGUGAAUCCUUACAAGUGGCUCCCGGUGUACAAUCAAGAGGUAGUGGUGGCCUACAGAGGUAAAAAGCGCCAGGAGGCUCCACCACACAUCUUCUCCAUCUCUGACAACGCCUAUCAGUUCAUGCUUACUGACAGAGAAAACCAGUCCGUCCUCAUCACUGGAGAAUCUGGUGCAGGAAAGACUGUCAACACCAAGCGGGUCAUCCAGUACUUUGCGACAAUCGCAGGGUCUGGGGACAGGAAGAAAGAUGCUGCUGCCUCUGGAAAAUUACAUGGGAAUCUGGAGGAUCAGAUAAUUUCUGCUAACCCGCUACUAGAAGCCUUUGGAAAUGCCAAAACUGUCAGAAAUGAUAACUCGUCACGUUUUGGCAAGUUCAUAAGAAUCCACUUUGGUACUACAGGGAAACUGUCUUCUGCUGACAUAGAAACGUACUUGUUGGAAAAAUCCAGAGUAACAUUUCAGCUGUCUGCAGAGAGGAGUUACCAUAUUUUCUACCAGAUCAUGUCCAACAGGAAGCCUGAGCUGAUAGAGACUCUCCUCAUCACCACCAACCCAUACGACUACCCAUUUGUUAGCCAAGGGGAGAUCUGCGUGGCCAGUAUUGAUGACAGCGAGGAGCUGACGGCCACAGACAGCGCUAUCGAUAUCCUAGGCUUCACUGGAGAGGAGAGGAUUGGCAUCUACAAGCUAACAGGUGCUGUGAUGCAUUAUGGAAAUAUGAAGUUCAAGCAGAAGCAGAGAGAAGAGCAAGCGGAGCCAGAUGGAACAGAGGUGGCUGACAGAGCAGCUUACCUGAUGGGUCUGAACACUGCAGACCUGCUCAAAGCACUGUGUUACCCGAGAGUGAAGGUUGGGAAUGAGUAUGUGACCAAAGGGCAGACUGUUCAGCAGGUCUACAACUCUAUUGGUGCUUUGGCCAAAUCAGUCUAUGAGAAGAUGUUUCUGUGGAUGGUCCUCCGCAUUAAUCAGAUGUUGGACACCAAGCAGCCCAGGCAGUUCUUUAUCGGGGUCCUGGACAUCGCUGGGUUUGAAAUCUUUGAUUAUAACAGUCUGGAGCAGCUGUGCAUCAACUUCACCAAUGAGAAACUGCAACAGUUCUUUAACCAUCACAUGUUUGUGCUGGAGCAAGAAGAGUAUAAGAAGGAAGGCAUUGAGUGGGAGUUCAUUGACUUUGGGAUGGACCUAGCUGCCUGUAUAGAGCUCAUUGAAAAGCCAAUGGGCAUCUUCUCCAUCCUUGAAGAGGAGUGUAUGUUUCCCAAGGCGUCAGAUGCCACCUUCAAAAACAAGCUGUAUGACCAACAUCUUGGAAAAUCUAACAACUUCCAGAAGCCCAAGCCUGUCAAAGGCAAGGCCGAGGCUCACUUCUCCCUGGUGCACUAUGCUGGCACUGUGGACUACAGCAUCACAGGCUGGCUGGACAAGAACAAGGAUCCACUGAAUGAUACUGUAGUCCAGCUCUAUCAGAAAGCCAGCCUCAAACUACUGGCUUUCCUAUAUUCUACCUACUCUGCAUCUGAUGGUGCUACUGGUGGAGCUGGUGCUAAGAAAGCAGCAAAAAAGAAGGGUUCAUCCUUCCAGACUGUGUCAGCUCUGUUCAGGGAGAACCUGGGAAAGCUCACGACAAAUCUCAGGAGUACCUAUCCUCAUUUUGUUAGGUGCCUGAUUCCAAAUGAAACCAAAACUCCAGGGAUUAUGGAACACCAUCUGGUUAUCCAUCAGCUGCGAUGUAACGGUGUGCUGGAAGGAAUCAGGAUCUGUAGGAAAGGUUUCCCCAGCAGAAUCCAGUAUGGAGAUUUCAAGCAAAGGUACAAAGUACUGAAUGCUAGUGUGAUACCAGAGGGACAAUUCAUUGACAACAAGAAAGCUGCUGAGAAACUCUUGGGGUCUAUUGAUGUGGACCACACACAGUAUAAGUUUGGGCAUACCAAGGUGUUCUUCAAAGCCGGACUCUUGGGUCUACUUGAGGAGAUGAGGGAUGAAAAAUUGGCCUCUCUCGUCACCAUUACCCAAGCCUUGUGUCGGGGCUUCCUCAGAAGGAAGGAGUUUCAGAAAAUGAUGGAGAGAAGAGAGUCCAUUUAUAUUGUCCAAUACAACAUUCGCUCUUUCAUGAAUGUGAAGCACUGGCCAUGGAUGAAGCUCUACUUUAAGAUCAAGCCACUCUUGAGGAGUGCUGAGACCGAGAAGGAGAUGACCAUGAUGAAAGUGGAGUUCACCAAGUGUAAGGACGAUUUAGCCAAAUCUGAAACUAAGAGGAAGGAACUGGAAGUCAAAAUGGUUUCCUUGCUUCAGGAGAAGAACAACUUGUGUUUGCAGAUUCAGUCUGAAAGUGAACGUCUGGCCGAUGCAGAGGAAAGAUGUGAGGGGCUGAUUAAGAACAAGAUUUUACUGGAGGCCAAAGCCAAAGAACUCAGUGAGAGACUGGAGGAUGAGGAGGAGGUCAAUGCCGAGCUGACCGCCAAGAAGAGGAAGCUGGAGGACGAGUCCUCUGAGCUAAAGAAAGACAUUGAUGACUUGGAGCUCACCUUGGCUAAAGUGGAGCAAGAAAAACAUGCCACUGAAAACAAAGUGAAGAAUCUGACUGAGGAGAUGUCUUCUCUAGACGAUACCGUUGCCAAGUUAUCCAAGGAGAAGCUGGCCCUGCAGGAGGCCCACCAGCAGACACUGGAAGACCUGCAAGCAGAGGAAGACAAAGUCAACUCUUUGACCAAAGCUAAAACCAAGCUGGAGCAACAAGUGGAUGAUCUUGAAGGCUCUCUGGAACAAGAAAAAAAGGUACGGAUGGAUGUCGAGAGAGCCAAAAGAAAGCUUGAAGGAGAUCUAAAACUAAGUCAAGACUCCAUAAUGGAUUUGGAAAAUGACAAGCAACAGCUGGAGGAGUGUCUUAAAAAGAAAGACUUUGAAUUCAUCCAACUUGUAGCCAAACUUGAGGAUGAGCAGAGUAUGGCUGUGCAAUCUCAGAAGAGGAUCAAGGAGCUUCAGGCCCGCAUUGAAGAGCUGGAAGAGGAGAUAGAAGCAGAGCGUAUUGCCAGAGCUAAGGUGGAAAAGCAAAGGUCUGAUCUCUCCAGGGAGCUCGACGAGAUCAGUGAGAGGCUGGAGGAGGCCGGAGGAGCCACCGCCACUCAGGUAGAGAUGAACAAGAAGCAAGAGGCCGAGUUUCAGAAACUGAGACGAGACCUGGAAGUGUCGACCCUCCACCAUGAGGCUAACGCUGCAGCUUUGAGAAAGAAACACGCUGACAGUGUGGCUAAGCUUGGAGAGCAGAUUGACAACCUGCAGCGGGUCAAACAGAAGCUGGAGAAGGAGAAGAGUGAGUACAAGAUGGAGAUUGAUGACCUGUCCAGCAGCAUAGAGGUCGUGGUCAAGUCAAAGAUUAAUUAUGAAAAGCUGUGUCACUCUCUGGAAGACCAACUGAGUGAAUACCAGGCAAAACAUGACGAGAACACCCGUCUGAUCAUUGACAUAAAUGCUCAAAGAGCACGACUUCAGAAUGAAAACGGAGAGUUUUCUUGUCUUCUUGAGGAGAAAGAAGCGAUACUGUCUCAGAUGUCGAGGGCAAAGCUGGCCUCCACUCAGCAUGUUGAGGAGCUGAAGAGGCAGGUUGAAGAAGAAACAAAGGCUAAGAACGCCCUCGCUCAUGCUCUCCAUUCUUCCCGUCAUGACUGUGAUCUGCUGAGGGAGCAGUUCGAGGAGGAGCAGGAGGCCAAGGCUGAGCUCCAAAGAGCCAUGUCCAAGGCCAACAGUGAGGUGGCCCAGUGGAGAACCAAAUAUGAGACUGACACCAUCCAGCGCAAUGACGAACUGGAGGAAGCCAAGAAAAAGCUUGCCCAGCGCUUGCAGGAGGCAGAGGAGGCCAUUGAGGCUGUGAAUGCCAAGUGCUCGUCUUUGGAGAAGACGAAGCAGAGACUGCAAGGAGAGGUGGAGGACCUCAUGGCUGAUGUGGAAAGGGCCAACGCUCAAGCAGCUGGCCUGGACAAGAAGCAGAGGAGCUUUGAUAAAAUUCUGUCCGAGUGGAAGCAGAACUAUGAAGAGAGACAGGCUGAGCUGGACGGAUCACAGAAGGAGACUCGCUCCCUCAGCACUGAGCUCUUCAAAAUGAAGAACUCCUAUGAGGAAGUUCUGGAGCACCUGGAGGUCCUCAAACGAGAGAAUAAAAACUUGCAACAGGAAAUCUCUGAUUUGACUGAACAACUUGGAGAGAACAGUAAAGCCGUCUAUGAGCUAGAGAAGAUGAAGAAACAAACUGAAAUGGAGAAGACGGAGAUCCAGACUGCUCUGGAAGAAGCUGAGGCUUCUCUAGAACAUGAAGAAUCCAAAAUUCUGCGUGUUCAGCUCGAGCUCGCUCAGGUCAAAGGAGAGGUCGAUCGCAGGCUGGCUGAGAAGGAUGAGCAGAUCCAGCAGAUGAAACACAACAACCAGCGCAUUGUGGAAACAAUGCGCUCCACCUUAGAUGCUGAGACACGCAGCAAGAACGAUGCCAUGAGAAUCAGGAAGAAGAUGGAGGCUGACCUCAAUGAGAUGGAGAUUCAGCUGAGCCACGCCAGUCGUCAGGCAGCUGAAUCCCAGAAGCAGCUGAGGAACAUCCAAGUCCACCUCAAGGAACAAACCCUUCACCUGGACGAGGCCCUGCGGAGCCAGGAGGACCUGAAGGAGCAGGUGGCCAUGGCGGAGCGCAGGUGCUGCCUGAUGGAGGCAGAGGUGGAGGAGCUCAGGGCUGCCCUGGAACAGUCGGAGAGAAGCCGCAAAUUAGCUGAACAGGAACUGACUGAUGCUUCUGAGAGAGUAGGACUACUGCACUCUCAGAACACAAGUCUCCUCAACUCCAAGAAGAAGCUGGAUGCAGAUGUCAGCCAGCUGCAGGGUGAAGUGGAGGAUGCAAUCCAAGAGGCUCGCAAUGCAGAGGAGAAAGCCAAGAAGGCAGUCACUGAUGCAGCCAUGAUGGCAGAGCAGCUGAAGAAAGAACAGGACACCAGCAGCCACCUGGAGCGGAUGAAGAAGAACCUGGAGGUGUCCGUGAAGGAUCUGCAGCAUCGCCUUGAUGAGGCUGAGAACCUGGCUUUGAAGGGGGGCAAGAAACAGCUCCAGAAACUGGAAGCCCGGGUGCGUGAACUGGAGGGUGAAGUGGAGAGCGAGCAGAAAAGAGCUGCUGAUGCCAUCAAGGGAAUCCGUAAAUAUGAGAGGAGAGUAAAGGAGCUCGCUUACCAGACUGAAGAAGACAAGAAGACUGUGCUGAGACUGCAGGACCUGACAGACAAGCUGCAGCUCAAAGUCAAGGCGUACAAACGGCAGACUGAAGAAGCUGAGGAGCAGGCCAGUGCUCACCUCGCAAAGCUAAGGAAGGUGCAGCAUGAGCUGGAGGAGGCACAGGAGCGGGCUGACAUCGCUGAGUCCCAAGUCAACAAGUUGAGAACCAAGAGCAGAGAGUUUGGAAAGGCUGCUGAAUCUGAGUAGACCUUCCAGCGAUGACACAGAACACCUCCUCUGUACAAGCAGAAACUCACCAGAAUAAACAAACCUUACAUUAGCACUAACUCUUACUUUGCUGUGUGAUUGUAGCAGAAUUAAACGAUGUGAAGCAUUAGCUGUCUGUUUUUCUCCACAUCUUAGUGUCUUCCAUUAGAUAUACUGUAUGGUCAAACAUAACCAUACUGUAUCUCUGAAUAUCAACACAUGAAUACAAACUGUUUAUUACAGUUCCUGAUAAAUUGCCAGAUUAGUAUGAACUUAUAUGCACUUUAUAGUGCUAAAUAGCCAAUUAGAGGAGUUACAGUUACUGUAACAGACCCCCCUCAGUGUGUUCAGUUUAUAGCAGUCCCCUCAAUGUAUUCAGUUUAUAGCAGUCCCCUCAAUGUGUUCAGUUUAUAGCAGUCCCCUCAGUGUGUUUGCAGAGAUCAGGGCAGAUCACAGCAGAAUGCUGCUUCAGAGUUAAAAUAGCCACCCUCUGCACUGUCACUCAUCUACAUACAAUACUAGCAUGAGAGAAGUGGAUUAAGCAUGAUUAGACCAGAAUAAUCAAAGGAGCACACGGACCAAUCAGAAAGGCUUUUGCUUUUGUCCCUGUCCUCAUCAUUACAGGAAUGUCAUUUGUCUGAGACCCAGAUUAGAAGUCAAAGUUGACAUGGAAGUUCAAUAUCUAUAAUUUCAUUUUACAUACAUGGACAUAGCUGAAGAUGGACAGAAAAGUAAAGAGAAAGAGAGGAGAGACAUCAGCAAAGAGAGACAGACAGGCUGGAAACACAAUAGAAACAAAUAAGUCCAAAAGCUCCAAAAAAUAGAUGAAUAUAUAAAAGCAGUGAUAGGACCACAAACAUGUUCAAUACAUUCUCAUUCAUCGGUAUGAUGAAUCAUUUUUAUUGAAAGGAAAAUCUUUUUGACUCUAUAUACUGAAGCUUGUUCGCUGCAUGAAAUAAAUGAAUAAAGGGGUUUAAUUAAUUAAUAAAUACGCUUUCAUUAUUUUGUAAUGCGUAUAACUUCACCCAGCCUGCAUGGGCAGAGCAGUGUGCACAUUUUCAAACAAAGAGUGCAGAAAUAGAAACACAGAUAAAGUACAAGUAUCUCAGACUUAGACUGUACUAAAUUAAAACAUUUUCACUACUAACUUUAUAUUAAGAGCUUAUGAAGUAAAAAAAGAAACAGGGAGUUUCUGCAGUAACGUAACGAGUCCCUGUUUGAUUGUGUGUAUAUGGGCGGGUCCUCACCCUUCAUGACACACUGUCAUCGGUGACAUGAAGACUGAUUGAGAACAAAACUUUGUUUCACAUGAUGGUACCUCUAAUGAAUAAUCACAUGUAAAAAAUAAAAUGUGGAUUUCAUUCAGGCAGUUUAAACACUUGAUCUCAGGCUCCAGCCCUGCAUAUGAUUCCGAGCGUUUAUGUAGUAAUUGAUGUAAUACAAAUUUGUAUGUGAAGAGAUUGAUCUAAGAGAUCUAGAGAAUGAUCUAAGUUCAUUACAUUUAAGGUUCGGACCCUAAUAUUAUACAAUACUGUAUUAGCACUCCAACCCAGCAUUCCAGUGUCAUCUGUAAUGCCAGUGACAACAGCUAGAGGGCUGCCUUAAACAAGAGAAGAAACAUGAAGGAGAAAGACCAAAAACAAUGUGAAGAUCAGAGAGUGAGAAUGAAUUAGUGUUCUGUGUAUAAAGUGUGUCAUAAAGACUCUUCUCAAAAUAUAGAACUCAGAGAAUCAAAGACUGAACACUAGAGACAUUCAAGAUACACAUACAGUCACUUACAAACUGUAACAUUGACAUUUAUCUCCAUCCAGUCUGUAUCGUAUGUAUGCAACAUAACAAUCAAGAAACAUUGUCCUUACUCAGAAAAACACACUGACCACUUUAAAAAUGUGCUGGCGACAACAAGACUUGACCUGUUUCAGGAUAGUUAGCAGGGCAAGUUUAACACACAAGGGAGCCCUGAGGUAAUGAAUGAAUUAUAGUAGUAAUUAAUGUUAUUUAAUUAGGGAUUAGAUACAUUUUUACAAAGCUAAAUUGUCAUUACAUGAUAGCUGAUAAGUUCCAAGAUAUUUCACCUCUUGACCAGAAUGCUCGAUGCCAAAUCUUUGGUCCCCUUGCCUCCAGAUUCUGCAUUCAUAUGCAGACAUCUGUUUAUAGAGGUUAGGUCUCCACUAACACUUGAGAAAAAUAUCUGUCUCGUCAGCUGCCAAGCGUUCCGCUAUGUUCACCAGCUGGUUUCAGUGUGUGUCUGCUGUUUGGUGCUCAGCGGGUCAUACGCUGGGUUUAUCACAACAUCUCUGCCAAAAAACAGCUGCUUUAUGAGAGCACGGAGACUCAACCAAAACAAUCAAGUUUGAGGUCGCAAACCAAAAACAAGAGCUGAGAGG
Molecule: messenger RNA, 8358 nt
Organism: Larimichthys crocea (large yellow croaker)
Lineage: Eukaryota; Metazoa; Chordata; Actinopteri; Sciaenidae
Product: myosin heavy chain, fast skeletal muscle
Exons: 40
Coding region: 149-5971 (1940 amino acids)
Biological process (GO): muscle contraction
Cellular component (GO): myosin II complex; cytoplasm; myosin filament
Molecular function (GO): actin filament binding; ATP binding; microfilament motor activity
Source: RefSeq, a predicted model, not a curated record